Scylla paramamosain (green mud crab) is the source of this 2434-nucleotide messenger RNA. RefSeq names its product sialin-like. The record is from RefSeq and is a predicted model, not a curated record. Gene Ontology annotation, cellular component: membrane. Gene Ontology annotation, molecular function: transmembrane transporter activity. Lineage: Eukaryota; Metazoa; Arthropoda; Malacostraca; Decapoda; Portunidae. Gene Ontology annotation, biological process: monoatomic anion transport; transmembrane transport. The transcript is spliced from 16 exons. The coding region runs from base 698 to 2242 and encodes 514 amino acids.
CAAGAGGAAAAGGGAAUGAAGUUAAGAGAAGAGAUUGAAGUUAAGAGGAAAAAAGUUGGAGAUAAGAGAAAGAAGCUGGGAGUUAAGAGGAAGGAUAUUGGAGUUAAGAGGAUGGAGAACGGAAUUAAGAGGAAGAAGGGGAUCGGUAUUAAGAGGAAUAAGAUUGUGACAAAGAGGAAGGAAGUUGGAGUUAAGAGGAAUAAUAUAGGAACUGAGGGAUGUACUAACGCUAAGCAGAAAAUAAAAUUCGAGUUUAGCAUGGCAAGAAUACUUCUCAUGGCUAUGGAUUUAUUACUUUACAUCCUCCACUCAUGCAUGCCCUCAUUAAUGCAUCACCCGCCCAUGGCCUGGUUUAUACUCCUCUGCCCUGAACCAUCACCAGUCACUACGCAGUGUUGGCUCAUCGAGGACACACCGUACGACUAACAGCACUCUCCUGCUCGCUGCUUGCUUCCAUAAUCUCACUCAGUGGCCGGUGCUUGAACAACAAGAAGGGGAGAACAGGAGAACCAUUCUUGAGAACCCAGCUAAUCGUAUCUAUGGCCUUUGAAAAUAGUGGUGAUGAGAGAGCAGAGCGUUUCAGAACACGGGCCACAGACAGAACAACCAGUGUCGGACGACAUUGCCACAGCACGGACGUCCCCACACGAGGUAGAGCUAUAUCACCCUUCGCUGGUUUACGACAGUUGACGCCAGCAUGGGGGACAGACUGAACUCGCUGCUCAUCACCACGAUGGGAUGCGUGCCGGCGAGGCUGGUGCUGGCGUUGAUGUGUCUGCUGGGAUUCAUCAACCUGUACAUGGUGCGGGUGAACCUGUCCGUCAUCAUAGUGGCCAUGGUGAGGAGAAAUACUUCUCUUGAAGGCCACCGAGCGCCCUGCCUCUCUUACCUGCCAACCAACGGCUCACUCGAUGACGGAAAGGCGGGAGCAGCGGGCAUAGAGGACAUGGACCAGGAAGGCGAGCUGGAAUGGAGCGAGUCUGUGCAGGGCUUCGUGCUGGGCAGCUUCUUUUACGGCUACGCCAUAACCCAGAUCGUAGGGGGCCGCGCCGCUGAAGUGUACGGGGUACGAUGGGUGUUCGGCAGCUGCAUACUGGCGGGAGGCGUGUCAGCUUUACUUUCACCUAUUGCUGCCAGAACGCACUACGGUCUUCUCAUCACCGUCAGGUUCCUGCAGGGCAUGUGUCAGGGUGUGUCGUGGCCAUCUAUGCAUGCCCUCAUCGUGCUGUGGAUCCCGCCGUUGGAGAGGCCACGGUUCAUCGGCUUCGUUUACUUCGUCACGGCGAUGUCAGCUUGGUUGACAUUUGUGGUGUGCGGCUUCAUUAUCGCCGCCUGGGGCUGGGCUGUGGCCUUCUACGUGACGGGGCUGCUAUCCAUAUUGUGGUGCUUCUUAUGGUUCGCCUUCAUGUACAACUCCCCGGCGGAACACCCCAGGAUCUCCAAAGCGGAACUGGAGCACAUCGAGACGACGGUGCAAGAGAGUGGCUUCUUCUGUGGCGGUGAUGGUGCAGGGCAGAAGCAGCACUACCAUCGCCCACAGCGUGUGCCGUGGAAGCAAAUGUUUUGCAGCCUGCCAGUGUGGGCCAUCCUGGUGCAUGGCAUGGGAAACACCUGGGGCAUCAGCAUAUACUACUCUCAGCUGCCCACAUACAUGAAGAACAUCCUCGGUUUCUCCAUAAAGUCGAACGGCGUAGUGUCAGGGCUACCGUUCCUUACGCGGUAUUUGGGCGCCAUCACGUGGAGCAGCCUCGGCGACGCCCUCACCUCCCGCAACUACAUCUCCGUGCUCACCUGCCGCCGAGUCGCCAGCAUGAUUGGAAUGUGGGGGCCGGCAGUAAUGUUGGUUUGCGUCGCCUACAUUGGUUGCCACUGGCAGGCAGUGGUCAUCUUCAUGUGUAUAGCACUGUUUUGUAACGGUGCCAUCUCCUCCUCUGCUAUGGUUAACCAUACAGACAUCGCACCCAACUUUGCCGCCACGGUGUUUGGUGUGGACAACACUAUGGCCAGCGUGGUGUCCUCCAUCGGCCCGGUUGUCGUCGGGGUGAUGACAGACGGACAGCAAAUGGUAGCCCAGUGGCAGAAGGUAUUUUGGACAUGCGUGCCGAUCUAUUUCUUCACUGAAGUCUUCUACCUCGCCUUCGCCUCUGCCACUGUUCAGCCUUGGAAUUACAUUGGACAAAUUCUUCCAUAUAAAGAAGAAAAUCAAGAUGAAGAAGAGCAAAGACAAAUCCAACAUCUGUAAUUAACACAUUAUGCUUUAACCUAAGCUCAAAUACUAGAGGAAAAAAAAAAUGCAGACAAUGCCUUCCGUGUACCGGAUUAACACUGGGCGGGCAACUUCAUCUCGUCGCACAGAACUGAGUAUUUCAUUCCAAUAUGAAUGUAAUGUGUACAAUGAGUUGAAGUCCAUUAAUGGAUUUAAUAAAACUAUAGG